Messenger RNA from Rosa chinensis, 1777 nucleotides. RefSeq lists its product as uncharacterized. The record is from RefSeq and is a predicted model, not a curated record. The transcript is spliced from 8 exons. Lineage: Eukaryota; Viridiplantae; Streptophyta; Magnoliopsida; Rosales; Rosaceae. The coding region runs from base 34 to 1341 and encodes 435 amino acids.
CGCUUUCUCUCUUCGCUCUUUACAAACAAAACGAUGAGCAGCUGGGUUGGAGCUUCUUCUUCUUCUUCUCCCUGGCCUCUCAGGACCUCUUCCUCUUCCUCUUCCUCUUCCUCCUCCUAUCCUUCUAAAUUCUUCAAAUUCCAUUCAUGUCCUCCUCCUCCUUCUCCGCCUCCUCCGUUUCGUCCUCUCUGCCUCGCCCAAUCCAACCACGUCGGCAGCGACUUCAAAUUCGUGCUCCACGACGCUCUGGAUUCUUCUGGAAUCCUCACCUCUCACGCCAGAGAUGCUAGGGAGGGAUUCUGCUCGCAAAUCGGCAAAAUGUCUGAUAUAGAGAGGCAAACCAGCAUUAGCAUCAACCGCCGCGUUGAUUUAGGGAAAACUGCUCUUUAUAUUGCAGCAGAGGAUGACUCCCUCGUGUCGCAUUCGUCCGUUCCGCUUCCAGUGGAUGCUUUUAUCAGUAGAUUUGAUGAUCUUUCUAUGGACUAUUGUUCUCACUACAACUCUUCAUUGAAAUCGUCGCCGGAGAGGUUGUUGGAGAGUUUGGAAAAUUAUUUGUACAUACACAAGGGAUUCCGAAGAACCAACGCAAGGCAUCUCUUAGAAACACGAGCUCUAUAUCUCCAUUCGGUUUUGACACAUCGUUCAGGAUCAACUGCAAUGCUAUCACUAAUAUACUCAGAAAUUCUGAAAAUGCUUCGCUUAUGGGGACUUUUGGAUUUUGAUGUGGAGAUAUUCUUUCCUCACGAUCCUCAUAGUCUUCCCAGAGGCUAUCCCAAAAAGAAAAGCAAGGAAUCUGAUCAUGCACACAUAAUGACAUCACAAGCCCUUUUGGUUGAGAUUCUAAGCAAUUUGAAGGAUGCUUUCUGGCCUUUUCAGCAUGAUCAAUCAGGGAAUUUAUUCUUAAGGGCUGCACGGGCUGCUAACUUCAUUGAUGCAUCAAAUGUUGAUGAAGACAGUGGCUUUCAGCUUGCAUCUGCUAAGGCUGCUCAACAUAGGCUAGAUCGUGGUGUUUGGACCAGUGUUAAUUUUGGGGAUAUGAGGCGUGCGUUAUCUGCUUGCGAACGUCUUAUUCUCCUCGAAGCUGAUUCAAAGGAAUUGAGAGAUUAUAGCAUUCUUCUCUACCAUUGUGGGUUUUAUGAGCAAUCACUUGAAUUUUUAAAGUUGUAUCAGGACACAAAGACUCGCCCACAACUUAGACGAUCAUCUAAUUCAUCAACCAAUCUAGAGGAAGAUGCUGUAGAGAAGUUGAUGAUACGCCUUAAACUAAUUUUGAUGGAGGAUGGUUGGAGCAGGCCUUCAUAUGUAAGAAACUUUCUUGGUAACAGCUCUGAUCCAUGGUAGUGCUGCAUGUAAAAUCGUUGCAGAUAGGUACAAAUUCUAAUCUGUGAGGUGCAUGUACACUUGAAAAGAGACUUCAUUGCACUGCAACCCAGACAAGUUUUGUCAGUCAUCCAAUGACACGAUGCACUGAGCCCACGGAAUUUGGAGUCGUCCCAGAUUGUUCAUUUGCUUAGUCGAAACAAGGUGUUGUAAUAUAAUAGAGUAGUCCACACGAUCAUCAGCAAACUUGGAAAACUACACAUUGGAUGGUUGGAAGUAUCAAUCAGCAGAAUGUACGUUGUUGUUGGAGUUCAAAGGUUUGUGUCUUUUAUCUUUGCUCAGUAGCUUUAAAUUUCAAACUCCAUGAUAGUCACAUGUAUAAGCGUGCAAUUCGAUGUAUAUAAAAUGAUAUUGUAAGCCUGCUUUUAAUAAUGAGAAGCUAAUUUAUUUCUGUUUA